UCACGUUAAGUAAAAUCACCUGUGAGCUCCGGCCUCGUUUGACUCUGUGAAGCUGGAAGGAUCUGCUGUUAAACGUUUCUCAGUAACGUACAGCAGGUGGCGGUGUGCAGCUUUUCUGAAACAAAGAAGAAGAAGAAGAAGAAGAAGAAGAAGCAGCAGCAUAUCGGCCGUAGAAGAAGAAGAGCACUUCCGGUAAAAAUACAAACACAUGGGAUACAUUUCUCUAAAGAAGGUGAAGUCAUGACGAGGUGGGCGAGAGCCAAUAACGUCCACAAACACAAGCCAGCGGAGGCCACUCCAUGGAAUCAGCUGAGAGGAGGAGGAGGAGAAGCAGGAGGUGGAGGAAGAGGAGGAGGAGGUAGUGGAGGAGGAGAAGCAGGAGGUGGAGGUGGAGGAGGAAGAGGAGGAGGAGGAGGAGCGCCUCCAGGCAGCUCUAGACCUGGACCCCAGAGGGACUACCUGAGAGGGACUCAGCCCGGAGGAUCAGCUGUGAAGAAACCCAACCGUCCCAAGAAGGAGUACGUGAGCGAAGACGUGAACGGCUUCCUGGAGUUCCUCCAGCAGAGCGGACAGCGGCUUCCACGAGGAGACGCAGGAGGACGGGAGCUCAGGGAGGAGGUGGAGACGGCCCUGAAGAAGGACAGAAGAAGAGAGGACAGAAGGGUGAAGAGGCAGGACAACAAGAGGAGCAACAUGCUGUGCUUUAACUGCAGGAAGCCCGGUCACGGGUUGGCCGACUGUCCGGAGGCCGACCAGGACGAGGAGAUGGGCCGAGGAAUCUGCUACCGCUGCGGCUCCACCGAACACGAGAUCCAGAGGUGUCGGGCCAAAGUGGACCCGGCUCUGGGUGAACACCCGUACGCUAAGUGCUUCAUCUGCGGUAAAACUGGACAUCUGUCUCGAGGCUGUCCGGAUAACCCUAAAGGACUUUAUGCUCAAGGAGGUUCCUGUCGUGUUUGUGGUUCUGUGGAACAUUUUCAGAAGGAUUGUCCAGAACAUCAGGCUGCAACUAACUCGGUGACGGUUUCCUGGUUGUCUAACAACAUGAGUGCCGACCACGAGGACGUCCACGUUCCGGUGAAGAAACCGAAACCCAAACAGACCAAAGUGGUGACGUUCUGAUCCGGAGCUCGUUUCUCUCUCUGAUCACCUGGACUCGAACUAACGGACUGAAUACCGCUCACAUCCUGACUGUCUCUGUGUAUUUAAGGAACUUUUAAUAAAGUUUUUUUUCUGUG
This is a messenger RNA of Anoplopoma fimbria (sablefish), 1238 nucleotides long. RefSeq names its product zinc finger, CCHC domain containing 9 (gene zcchc9). Gene Ontology annotation, molecular function: zinc ion binding; nucleic acid binding. The record is from RefSeq and is a predicted model, not a curated record. Lineage: Eukaryota; Metazoa; Chordata; Actinopteri; Perciformes; Anoplopomatidae.